AAAAACAAUGCAAACAACGUCAACGCAGCCGAAAUUUCAGUUUUGUUGUUUGUGUCGUAUAUAAGGAUGGUUUUGUUGCUGUGACUAGAUUAUAAUCGAGCUGAGCUUCAAGCGCUAAAAAUCAGCCGCCGCAGGCCGCAAAGCGAAACCCAACAUUGAACAACCAAAGACCAUCAAACAUGCGCGCCCUAAUGAGCCUUUGGCUGUGUCUCUGCACCAGCCAUGCCUUUGACCCGAACAGCGCCUACUUGCCAGCCAACAAUGAAUACUCACACCGUCCCCUUGUGACGGAGUAUUUCAGCUACACUGCACCACCCGAGGACGAUCAGAGCUUGCCCCUGCAAGCAGCUCGCCAGCUUGCCACAGCACUCGCACCUCCGCAGCAAGUUGUUUUCAUACGCACGCCGGAGACUAGUCUGUUCACACUGACGGCCAAGCAGCUGGCGGCUAGCAAAGCUUUGGAUAUCUACGUGCUCCAGCGGCAAAUGGAUGCGGCCGCAUUGGCCGAACAAAAGGCAGCCAUUGAGCAGCAGGCGGAUCACAGACCAACAGUUCACUUUGUCAAAUAUCGCACGCCCGCCGAUGUAACUCGGGCUCUGAGCAGGCUGCGGGCCAAUUACGAUCAGCUGCCGGGCAACAGCUAUAGUCAUGCAGUGGAAACCGCAAAUGUCAUUCACCUCAACCCACCUCAGCACUUGGCACAGCCCGAUCCAGUGGUGUUCAAGAUCUUGCCCAAGGAUGCAGCUGACUACGAGACUGACGAACAAGCGAGGGAACUGGAAGCCGCCAAGCUGCAGGCGCUCUUUCGGCCAUAUUUGCCUCGAGCGCAGCGGCGUUAGGCGUAGAUUAAAAAGGACCGGUGCCAAAGACUGCUAUAUAUAAAUACUUAGAAAUAAAUAGAAAAUAAAAGCAAUCAGUUUGUGCAAUGUU
This is a messenger RNA of Drosophila virilis, 930 nucleotides long. It is a transcript of the gene TwdlS, whose product is annotated as TweedleS. Lineage: Eukaryota; Metazoa; Arthropoda; Insecta; Diptera; Drosophilidae. Gene Ontology annotation, molecular function: protein binding. The record is from RefSeq and is a predicted model, not a curated record.